Messenger RNA from Schistocerca serialis cubense, 542 nucleotides. Its product is annotated as chondroitin proteoglycan-2-like. Gene Ontology annotation, molecular function: chitin binding. Bases 12 to 428 code for a protein of 138 amino acids. Gene Ontology annotation, cellular component: extracellular region. The record is from RefSeq and is a predicted model, not a curated record. The transcript is spliced from 3 exons. NCBI's taxonomy places the organism in Eukaryota, Metazoa, Arthropoda, Insecta, Orthoptera, Acrididae.
GAACGACCAUCAUGAGGGGUGUUUUCCUGAUUGCAAGCUGUCUGCUGGCUACGCUGGUGGUUGUCAGCCAUGCAGCGACUCUCAGACAGCGCCAUAUGGCGCUGGUAGCAAACGCGGGCUGCAGCGGUGCGGGAGAGCCGUUCCCCAACCCUGAUGACUGCGGCAGCUUCCUGCAGUGCGAAGCAUCGGGCGUCGCAGCGGUCAAGCAGUGCCCCGCCGACCUUCACUUCAACGCGGAGCUCAAAGUGUGCGACUACCCGUGGUCCGCCAACUGCAAGGAGGCGGACAGCUCGUCUUCGGACAGUUCUUCUCAAGAAGGCGACGAUUCCUCAUCAGAAGAGGCAGACAAGGCCGUUGCUAAAGUCAGUAAGAAACUAGCGUCAGGUGCACCAGCAAAGAAACCAAAGGCAAUUGCUCUUCAUGCCUAAGAUUGGAUUACAUUUCUCCAUGCGCCACGUCUGACAAAGGUCUGAAUGACUCACGUACGUUCAACUAGUUCACUUUUAUUGCUUGGUAGUAAAAGUUCACGAAAACAGUUCUGU